UUCCAACUUCGACCAAAUUUGUCUUUCAACAUUUGUCAUUUAUUCGCUUGAAAGAACAACAGAACGUCUUUGUUCCAACAUUAGACUACCUUUGAGGAAACAUUUGAUAGCCUUUUAGUUGUGUUGUUUCUUGGAGGCAUUCAGGGAGAGCGCCUUGUAUCAUUACUGUUCCUUACAGGACCUUCAGCAAUCCAUUCAAGCCAACAAGUUUGGAGAGCGUGUUGAGUUUAAUCAAUUCAGAACGUCGAGAUGGAGCCUAACUCACUCAAGUGGGUAGGCUCAUCUUGCGGUUUACACGGACCAUAUAUAUUCUACAAGGCGUAUAAAUUUCACCGGGACGGUAAACCAAGGAUUCUGUCCCUCGGAGACUUUUUUUUCGUGAGAUGUAAACCUGGGGAUCCGAUUUGCAUAGCGGAGCUACAGCUGUUGUGGGAGGAAAGAACUACUAAGCAACUUUUAUCAAGCUCAAAACUUUAUUUCUUACCAGAAGAUACUCCAUUGGGAAGGACAGUUAGCCAUGGAGAGCACGAGGUAAUUGCAGUUUCGGAGAAGGUGAUUGUUCGUUUGGAGGACCUGGUGAAGUGGACGGUGCCAGAGUUUUCAGGAUGGGCUCAUGGACUGCAGGCAGCACAGCUGAAGCCCUCUGUUCUGAGGGAGCUGGGCACCAACGGGCGCAGAGAGGCCCUUCACAGAUACAGGGAGAGCACCUUCACCAGUGGCCUAAACUUCAGAGACAUCCAGAGGGAGAGGGCUUUGCUGGGCCAGGAAGAUGACGGCAGGAAGGUACUGGUGCUGAGCUACCCUCAGUACUGUCGUUACCGCUCAGUCCUGGCACGACUCAGAGAGCAGCCAUCAGCCCUGCUGAUGGACCACACUGUACUGGCUUUGGGGGGCAUUGCAUCUCUACACAGCAUCACACGCAUCCUCUACUGCAGGGACACCUUUGAACACCCCACGCUGCUGCAGAAUGAGAGCAUCUGUGACAAGUUCGCCCCUAACCUGAAGGGUCGGCCAAGGAAAAAGCUGUCAGCGUCCCAGCGAAGGGACUCCCAAGGCCACAGUCAGGGGCCUCAGGGACCCCAAGAACCCAGCAUUCCAGAGAACCAGUCUCCCACAAAGGUAAAACCUAACUGCAAGGGCGCGUUUCAUACCAGCAAGGGGACAACGACCAAGCCUAGGAUCUGUAAAAAGGCAUUGGUUGAGGAAAAGGUUGACAUAGAAGAGAAGGAGAAGAAGGAGAAAGAGAAGAAGGAAUCCUUAGAGGAGGAUCAAGCAGACGAGCAGGCCUUCUUAGAAGCCCUAUACAAGUACAUGAAGGAGAGGGAUACGCCUAUCGAGAGGAUCCCUUUCCUGGGGUUUAAGCAGAUAAACCUUUGGACUAUGUUUCAAGCUGCUCAGAAACUCGGAGGAUAUGAGAUGAUCACAGUUCGCAGACAGUGGAAAAAUGUAUAUGAUGAGCUAGGCGGUAAUCCUGGAAGCACAAGUGCCGCCACGUGUACACGACGACACUAUGAGAGGCUCCUCCUACCUUACGAGAGACAUGCCAAAGGAGAGAAAGACAAAUCCUCCCUGUCCGCAAAAACCCCCAAACUGGAGUAUGGGGCCGUAGAGGUGGGUGCUAAACCCAAAGGGAUCACAACAAGACAACCCAAAGGUGGACUAAACCAAAAGCAGGUGGUCAGAAAGGACAGGGACAACACAGCAGAAGGCCAGGAACUCUCACAGGUGUCUGAGAAGCACCAGGAGCCUGUAACCGUGCGGGACACUCUGCCCAGAGGAGAGCCCGAAGAGGAGCACCUCCAGCUCACCCUAAAGAAAGAGGAGACAUUGAAUGAGGAUAAACCAUUCGCCCCAAAUCCCCUUAACUCAGACUGCCACACAGCUACGCCUGACCUCGAUAAUAACGUGUGUCCACAGCCUGAGCGGAGACAUCCCAACCAACCACAGUCAGAAAAACCUGACCAUGAGCCAAGUGGUCAAGCUGACGGUUCCCUCCCUAAGACCCCCGAUCCGCACCACUGGGAAACCAAUGACGGCAAGCAUGGGUAUAGCAGUAAGCCAAGCACACCUGGCACGCCGUUAGCAAAUGACACUGACAGUCACGGUUAUGGGCAUGGUGGGAGGGUUGGGAAGGUGCUGCCCAUGUGUAAGCAGAGCCCCCCAUCAGUGCCACUGGACUCGACCGAGUCUCUCAAAGACUCCCCCAGUAAGAACAGAGAGGUAAAUCAGUGUCCGUUGCGCUUGGCAACAGCAUACUCCAAGGACAGUCUGGGGGUCAUGUCCCCACUAGCCAAGAAGAAACUCCUCUCUCAAGUCUGUGAGACAAAUCAUUACUCGUUCAGUGCCCCUCCCCUUCUUCCUCCCGCUCCGUCCGCCAGUGCGGUUAAUGUGAGUGACAGUUAUUUUGAAGAGGUGGUGAAACUGAGGCAGGACUCCCUCCCGGAAAGCCCAGAGAUGGCUCCUGUCUUCAGGCCCUCAGUCAUCCAGCAUGCCCAGAGCAUCAAACCCCACCAUGAGAGGAGUCCGCUGGGUAAUCUCUCUGAGCCAUUCACUUGCAGACUUAGCCACUUCCCACCCCGACUCAACCCCCCCUGGCACUCGUACCUCCACAGGAUUGAGCCACAGGAUGGAGUGGAGAAUGCAGGGGAGAGACCGACGCAGCACCAUCCCAGUCCGGUGUCAACUGGCUAUGGAGGCGACUGCUACUCUUCCCCACACCUGCACAACCUCUAUCGGCAGACCGAAAACUGUCUAAGUCAAGAGCGUAUGUCCAAUUACCCCAACACGGACAAACAAGGUACGUUUAUGGGGGAAUGUCAGAGCACUGAGGUCUUCACCUCAAACAGUCCUGACAGGGAUGGUUUAGCUUACAGACCUCCCCACUUCUCUGAGAGGACACCUGGAGAUAGACCACUGGACGAGGAACCUCAAGAUUUCAGUAUUUCCAAGCAUGGCUCUCAGAGAAUGUCUUUCACUAAGCCCUCUUUCUGUGACCUCCCAUAUCCCAUGAUGCACCAUAGUUUAGGUGGUCAUCCCAAAGCGUGCAGAGUCCCCCCCAUGACUACAUCUACCCCCAAACAGAAUUUGGACCCCCCUCAACCCUCCCUCAACCCUAAAGGCCAUGCUGAAACUGUUGGUGCAUCCAGACCAAGUAAGAGAAGCCUUGGGGAACUUGAGAAUGAGGGCUUGCCAGAACGCAAGGUGCGAGUGGUUACCCCGAAGCACCCAGCCGACUCUGUCCGCAGAGGGGACCCCCAGGGAAAAGAGCUCAAACCAGCUGAACCUGCGCACGGCAUCCAUCUCCACAGCCAUGAGGGCCACACAUACCCUCCCCACGCGCCCUUCUACCCCGGAAUGUACUCUGGGAUGCCGGACAGCCUCCGUCACAACCUUCAGUACCUAAAGAGCCAGGCCGCCGUGUCCCCCUUAGUCCCUCCGCUAACCUUCCAUUCCAUUAUGCUACAGAGGCAGCUGAUGGUCUCACAGCCAAGCCCCCAGCACUUCUACAGGUAUCCUGGAGGGGCAGCCCUAUACGGGGACAUCCUGCAACACCUCUACCCCCUAACCACUCUCACCCCAGCACAGCUGUCCUCCAUGCACCCCAGCACCAGACUCUAACAGAAAGACCCACAUGGAGCUUAACCAUGUUUCUCUGGGAUAGUGGAUCUUCUGGUUCUAUUCUUUGGAAAGCAUCACAACACUGGUUAGCUGUACAUGGUGGAUUUUGUAAGGCACUCAGUAAUUAUUAUUAUUUUUUACUAGUCUCUGGGACAGUGGAUCUUGUGUUCUAUUGCUAAGAAAGCAUUACAACACUGGUUAGUUGUAAAUGGUGGAUUUAGUCAGGCAAAGAGUUACAUUUACAUUCUCUGUUCGUUUUCCUUUAUGGCAUUGUGCUGUUUCACAACUUAAAUUACUUUAAGUUACACUCAAAUUACUCUCAAUUUGCACACUCAAUUUGUAGUAUUUGUGUUCACUUAACAGUCAGGUUCAUACUAUAUUUUGAAUGUGGUAGAAGAGAAAAGGGCAUUUGAUGCAUGUUGCAGAUAAUCAUAUUUGCUUUGUCUUCAGUGGAUUAAACAGCUGAAUUGAACAGCUUCAUCCUCUGUUAGGUUCUAGCUUUGGAUUUUAUAGACGGAAACACUAAAAAUAAACUACAAUUAUUUUCAGGUUUACCAUCAGAAAUGUUAUGGCAAUGUUUUACAGAUCUCUAUUGUGGUGCUGGGACUAGUUUGUGUUACUUUAAGUACACAACCUUACAUUUUAAUAAUUUAGCUGACACUUAUCCAGAGUGACUUACAGUAGAGCAGAUGUAGGCGAGUCAGGUUUUUUGUCAAAUCUUCAGAUAUUAAGCUAUGGGAGUUUCAUUUUGGAUAUCUGUUCCAAAGUAUUCCUACAAAUAAAAUGAGACAUUGUGGUUGUGUGUAAAUGUAAUCAAGGAAUGAAAUUAUUUUAAAAUGUAAUUUGGGGUUUAGUUGCAGUUCUUUUGCUGUUUACAAAUUAGUUAUUAGAAUUAUAUUCCGGCCUCCCGACCAUCCAGUCUAACAAAAAUUGGCUUACAGCUAGAUCUAGUAGCCUACAACUGCAGUACGGAGUGCAUACGUUUUAGGAUUUUCAUAUUAUUCCCCACUAGUAAUCAAAUCCACAACCUUGGCAUUGCAAGCACCAUGCUCAAACAACUAAGCCCGAACCAACAACCCUGGCAUUACAAGCGCCAUCUAUUAUCAACUAAACCACACACUUCACCUGUAUUCUUAGGAAUGACUGUGUUAAACUAUGGUGCUGUAUAAAACCACAAGGGUUUGAGGUCUUAUAUGUACAUAGGUUCAUUUUCAACAGAACACCUAAACUGUGAAAAAACACUUUUUUUUCAGGUUUUUAUUUGUCAGAAACUCUCUUUAAAUGUUUUGUUGACCCCUGAGAGAUGGAAAGAUGGCACAUUCAUAUAUUAAACAGAAAGUAUUUGUACUAUGCUUAUUCAAAUCUAAGUCACUGAUGCUGCCUACUUCGACAUCUAAAAGCUAAUUUCUUAACAUUCACUCUUGUUUAUGGCUGUUUACCUCCACCAUUUAACAGGAUAUUGUAUGAUAAAUAUGAUUGUGUUGUAGAUCAUUGCUUUAUGAAUAUCUGUGCCUUUCUUAAUCUUUGAUUAGGGAUUGCAGCACCAGUAAUGGUUCUAUUCUUUUUUGUCACAUUGCAUUGCAAACUCCUGCAUUUGACUUCAGUUACAAGUACCAUAGUUGCCAUUUAGCUUAUGGAUAAGCACUGGUGUAGAUAAAUACUAGAAUACAUUAGAAAAGAUUGAGCCACUUCUAGGCACUCCGAGCAAUAAGCUGGGUGUAGUGCCGAAGGACUAAUAGGACCUGGUUUGGGUUUAAAACCAUUACUGCUUUCAAUGGGUAUUUGGGAUUUAUGAAAUAUAGAUUAUGCAUUUGUUGUUUAAAAAACGAAUCAAGAGGUUCAGCAGAUACGAAAGCAUUAAUUCACAAUGACAUCUUCACAAUUUCACUAUGGUUUCAACAGAAUCAUUAAUAGUUAUUUAGGCUCCAUUAUCUUUAAACACAUCCUCUGGCAAAUUCAAUCUCUAACUGUAAAUAAUACUGUAAAUACUGUUGACUUAUUCUGACAUCAGUUAUCAUGAGUAAUAUGUUAACCUGUAAACAAUAUAAUGCAUAUAACUGGUUACACAAUCUAGAUGUGUUAAAGAAUCCCUUACUAUUAGAUCUGAACACAAGUUAGGACACCGUUAUUUUGUUUUGUGUUCUUAUUUGUCCACAUUUUUGUUCUUUGGUGUUUUUGAUACAAUGUGCCAUCUGUAAACCAAUCAUUCAGCUGGCAAACAAGACAAACAUUUUGUAUUAUAUGCUCCUCUGUAUAUUUAAUUAAAAUAUUUUACUAUC
This is a messenger RNA of Esox lucius (northern pike), 5897 nucleotides long. RefSeq names its product AT-rich interactive domain-containing protein 5B-like. Gene Ontology annotation, biological process: regulation of transcription by RNA polymerase II. Gene Ontology annotation, cellular component: nucleus. NCBI's taxonomy places the organism in Eukaryota, Metazoa, Chordata, Actinopteri, Esociformes, Esocidae. Gene Ontology annotation, molecular function: transcription cis-regulatory region binding. The transcript is spliced from 11 exons. The coding region runs from base 250 to 3618 and encodes 1122 amino acids. The record is from RefSeq and is a predicted model, not a curated record.